This is a messenger RNA of Pestalotiopsis fici W106-1, 2379 nucleotides long. RefSeq lists its product as uncharacterized. The coding region runs from base 1 to 2379 and encodes 792 amino acids. NCBI's taxonomy places the organism in Eukaryota, Fungi, Ascomycota, Sordariomycetes, Amphisphaeriales, Sporocadaceae. Gene Ontology annotation, biological process: mRNA export from nucleus; nuclear-transcribed mRNA catabolic process, nonsense-mediated decay. Gene Ontology annotation, cellular component: nuclear cap binding complex; nucleus. Gene Ontology annotation, molecular function: mRNA binding; RNA cap binding. The record is from RefSeq and is a predicted model, not a curated record. The transcript has 2 exons.
AUGGCAGAUCACGAUCGUAGACAAGGAGGUGGUAAUAAUGGUGGCGGCGGCGGCGGUUACAAUCGCAAGCGUCGCUUCAGAGACGACGAUGAUUACGACCGUCGCCAGCAGCGCCGAAGAUACAACGAGCCUCCGCCUGCUCACUUUCGCAUUCGCAGACAACUAUUGAGCCUGGCCGAAUCACCGCUUAGAAGAUGGCACGAAGAGGUUCAAUCGACGGCGCGACUUGUUGCCGACAAUUAUGACAAGGAAGAGAUGAAGACCAACUUCUUGGACUUGUCAGCGCAGUUGGUCAUUGAGCAGCCGCUCAAGACUCCGUUCGUCGCUGCCGUUGUUCAAGUCGCCAAUGCAUUGAGACCCGAGGUCGCGGCAGAUGUCUUGGCCAAGAUCGCACCCUUGACCGAGGAACAGAUCAAGAUUGGCGAUUGGCGCAACGUCAAGCUCUACCUCAAGUUUCUUGCCUGUCUGCAGAGCUGUCUAGAAGGCGACGGCCUGUUUCCGGUUUUGGAAGAGCUCUUCAACCGAGCAGGAGAACUACAGACGAGCAGCUCGGACGACACAAUUGGUACAGAGCUUGUCAAGAUCAUCCUCCUGACCAUCCCUUACAUGAUGGCUUCUGCACCGGGGCAAGGACACCAAAAGGCUGCCGAACUCAUGGACAAGACAGAUGUUAUUGCUUCUGAGCCGCACGCGCUGCAAGUCUUGAUCGAUCCUUACCAUCCAGACAGUGACGAGGAAAGCCCAGCUGCUAAUUCGAGCUUGAUCGGGCUCCUCCAAAAGCAGCUACAGAAUGAGGCCAAUGACGGCUGGCAAUUGUCGUGCUUGCCUCGUCCAUGGAAGCUGCCCCUCGAGGAGAUUGAGCUCCAGGAAAAGAUGGAUACUGCCCAAAAGCACGCUCUGCCCGCAAUCACCAUCCCCGAGACCGUUGUCGCAGGCCCCCGACCAUUGUUUCCCGAGGUCUACUUUUCCGUCUAUAUGAACCAGGACGUCGAGUCGGUCCCGCCGCUUACUAACAUUGCAGCGUCCCUGGUGCGAGACGGAUUGCUUGACACGAUCAACAUUCUUGACUUUAAUCGCAAUGUCACAGCACGGUAUCUGAUAGAUGUAGAUUGUUAUUUUGCCGAUGGCACGUUCAUCAAGCGUGCGACCCCCUUUGAUCGAUUGCGGGACAUCGACAACGGACGCUCGACUUGGAAGCCUGAGGAUGUUGCCGUCGAUGCAGUCUUUUCCCAGCUCUUCCAAUUACCAACACCCGAGCAUAAACUGGUAUACUACCACUCUGUUCUGACAGAGGCCUGCAAGAUUGCACCCGCCGCUAUUGCGCCUAGUCUCGGCCGAGCAAUUCGCUACGCCUACCAAAACAUCCAUCGCUUGGAUCUCGAGUUGACCUACCGUUUCCUUGACUGGUUUACUCACCAUCUCAGCAAUUUUGGCUUCAUGUGGAAGUGGGCUGAAUGGGCUGAUGAUGUAGAGAAGUCCGAUAUCCACCCGGGCAAGUCCUUCAUCAUUGGAGCUCUUGACAAGGAGAUUCGUCUCAGCUUUGCACAAAGAAUCAAGGGCACUCUUCCAGAAGAGUAUCAGGUACUCAUUGGUCCUGAAAAGGAGCAGGACACUCCUGAUUUCAAGUUCAACGACGACCACACACCCUUCUCGGCAGAGGGCAAGGAGCUAGCGAGUCUGCUAAAGAAAAAGUCGCCCGAUGAGGAAGUCCAGCCUGUGAUUGAUCGUAUACACUCUGGAGCUCUCGAGCACGCGAUCGACCCUCUGGUUACGAGCACUGACGUUUUUGUAACUGCAGUCUGCUGGGUUGGAUCUAAAUCUCUCUCUCAUGUUCUUGCCGCCAUUGAGAGAACCAAGGAUCGUCUCUUGGAUAUCGGUGCCGCUUCCGAGGCUGCCCGUCAGCAAAUCAUCACUUCCGUCAUGGAAUACUGGUCAGCUCAUCCAGGUAUUGCCAUUAGUAUUGUGGAGAAGCUUCUAAACUACUCCAUCAUUACUCCUGCCGCCGUGAUUGACUGGGCACUAGUCAGUGGCAAGGCCGGAUCGGGCGGUGACGCGCUGGCCAAGAGUUGGGUCUUUGAAUUGGUAUUCCAGACUGUGAUCAAGGUGACAGGUCGGAUUCACCAAUUGGCAAGCGCUGAAGCAGAGAAUGGCGCUGCCGAGUCAGAGACAACUGCCAUGCGUGAGCUCUUCAAGGCCAUGGAGGAUGCUUUAGUCAGCUGGGCUCAAGGUUCCAAGGACCAAAUGUUGGAUCCUGCCGAGCCCAUGGAUGGUGUAGAAAACCGUGAGAAGACUAUACAGCGAUGGGGCCAGAGAUGGUUGCGCGUGUUCAGGCGCCGGUCUGCGAUCGAAGAAGCAUAUCUGCAAGCAGGAACCCAGUAG